This is a messenger RNA of Spea bombifrons (plains spadefoot toad), 1846 nucleotides long. RefSeq names its product mitochondrial genome maintenance exonuclease 1 (gene MGME1). Gene Ontology annotation, molecular function: single-stranded DNA exodeoxyribonuclease activity. Gene Ontology annotation, cellular component: mitochondrion. The record is from RefSeq and is a predicted model, not a curated record. Gene Ontology annotation, biological process: mitochondrial DNA replication. Bases 138 to 1175 code for a protein of 345 amino acids. Lineage: Eukaryota; Metazoa; Chordata; Amphibia; Anura; Pelobatidae. The transcript is spliced from 5 exons.
CGUUUGGAAGGGAAAUUACUUCUCGGUGGCAGGGAUGUGCACAUUUUACAGCUCCUGAAGCUGGCUUCUCUUGUGAGGUUAUUGUUUGUCCUAUGUCCUUGUGAAGAGUUCCAUCACUGUUAAUAUUGGUGUCAGAAAUGAAGCCUCUCCAACUGAUAAACAGACACUCCAUGAGGUUAGGAAGCAUCUUCCUCAACCAAAGCACUAUUCAGGCUUGUCUGUCUACAACAUGCAGUUCCCUGGGCAUGAAAAAAAAAGUAAGUAGCUAUGAGGACAUUAAUCAGGAGAAAUAUGCAAGCUUGGUACGGACAAUAACAACCUCUAAAAGCGGACGCCAAACUCCAGAAAGAAUAUUUGAAGAAGACAGCUUCUUAUAUGGUAAAGUAGUGAAAUCAAAGACCCAGACGCAAGCCUCUGAAUGUAAGGUUCCUCAAAAACAGUAUCCACUAAAUAACCCCAGUAAAGUCAAUUUAUCAGAGGAGAGGACCGAUCCUGGCACACCUCUAAAGAUUCGUUUACCUGCUAGGAACCAAAUGACAAAUGGUAAAGUGCCUAGUGUCACUCGAAUCCUUCAGCAAACCAUGCCAAUGGAACAAGCAUAUUAUCUAGAGAGGUGGAAGCAGAGAAUGAUCAUGGAACUAGGAGAAGAAGGCUUCAUUGAAUACACGGCAGCUCUCUUUUCACAGGGCAAACUUUUCCAUGCACAACUGGAAGAUAUCAUUUUGUCUCAGGAAGGUUUUUGCAAGAAGCAGGAAUGGACAGACGAAGUAUCUGGUUAUCUAGCCAGUGUUCAGCAUGUCUUGCCAGAUGUAGCUGGUGUGAAGUCACUCGAAAGUGCAGUCCAUCACUCAGAACUGCAUUAUCUGGGUCUUGUAGACUGCGUGGCUGAAUACCGAAACAAGUUGUGUGUAAUAGACUGGAAAACUUCUGAGAAACCAAAGCCAAAUUUACAGGACACCUUUGACAAUCCCCUGCAGGUGGCUGCAUAUAUUGGAGCAAUAAAUCAUGACAAUAAUUAUAAAUUUCAGGUUGAUUGUGGCUUGAUAGUGGUAGCAUACAAAGAUGGCUCUCCAGCCCACCCACACUUCAUGGACCGUGAUGCUUGCUUGCAUUACUGGGACAAGUGGCUGCUGCGUUUAGAGGAGUAUAUACAGAAAAGGGAGGAGAAACAAUAGUCAGUAACUGACCGUAGUGUCUUUUCCCUGGCGAGAGUUUGACAUUCGUCGUUCAUACUGUUGUGUAUAAUCAUGCCUCCCUAUGUGUUAAAGGACAAUGCCAAACACAGUAAUUAUAAGUGUUGUCUUAAAAAUAAUAUAACUGGUAAAAAGGGACUGUUUGGACUUGUAAAUAAUACACUUAAAACACAACAAAUUAUUGUCAUACAUCAUAAGGUUGUACUUGGAACCCUAACUAGAAUUGUUUUGUUUCUGGUAGAUGACUCCUAUCAAUGUGUAGUGCACAGAAUUAUUAUAACUAUAUAACCACAUACACAUACUGUUGAAGCCACGGUUAAAAGGGAAACCUACACACAUGGGCCUGGCACGUACAAUGCCUCUGGUAUCAUCAAUUUUAAUUUAUCAAACUGGACUACAUGUUGGGCUUACCGUUUUCCAACCAUUGUAGUUGUUCUGGAGAUACUGGUCAGUGAUGUCUAACUGAUAAGUGUAUUUCUUAUAUAUAUGUAAGUGGUGGAAUACCAAUUUAUUAAAUCACAAUUUCAGUAAAUACUGGAUAGAUCAAUAAUUACCCAAAUAAAAUCUAUUUUGGACAAAGAAUAUAUAUUAUGAGGAUAUGUUAUGCUUUUAAAUGUAUGGUUCACAGCACAGUAAAUCAUUCUUACUUUGGC